UUUUGCCCCACUGGCAACAAUUGUUGCCAAAGUUUAUCACUGUCAUUUUCGACUCACAAUAAAAAAUCUCAAAGGUACUAAUGCAACUUUUUCCACUUAUAUGCUAGUAGACAACUUAGACAAAGGUUUUGAUUUUUAAAAAAUCGUUUCCAAGUGCUUCCUAUCGCAUGACAUCAUCUGCUUCCCGCUCUUUCUGGCUGAAGACAUGGCGGAUGCAAAUCAUCCUGGAAAGAGGUACACCGUAGCAGAGAUCCUGGCCAUGCUGCAGGACUCUGAAACUGUGGCGGACAUCACAGUUGUGCCUGAGUCAGAAAUGCACGCACAUGACACAGACUGUGACAGUGACCAAUCUGAUGAUGAGGCCACUGGUGACCAUAACCGCCUCCCAUCAAGAAUACUCAAAGGUGAAGGCUUUCUACCUAAUUCGGACAUGCAGCUGCCAAAUCCCCCCGAUGAUGAUCCUGGGUGCUCAUCCUCAGUGAGUCAGACAGAGACUAGAAAGGUCAGUGGCACAAAUGAAAAUGUGACCAGUCAGAUUGCUGGGCCCAUGCUCCACAAAACUAAGAACCAAGACAGGAAAUUCAAAAAAAUCAAAAUUGCGGCCAAAGCUGGCCUUGGCCUUGGCCUUGGCCUGGCAGAGAAAGCUGAAGUGCCACCUGGAGUCAAGUUUUACCACGACAACCUCUUCACAACCCUGUCCCUGGUGGAUGAGAUGACCCUGAGAGGCUAUGGCAGCUGUGGCACGAUGCGACAAACUCAGCUCCAUAACGUUCCCUUCACAGCACCCCAGACCUUCAAGAAGACACCCAGAGGAGAUGCUGAGUAUCUGGUUGAGGCAGAGAAGCUGAUUGUAAGGUGGAAUGACAACAGCGUGGUCACCGUGGUGUCGAACAUGGAGAGGGAGUUCACCGAAACUGAGGCGAAGAGAUGGAAUAAACAGAAGCGGACUAUGGACAAGGUCAGACAGCCCAAGUGUAUCCAGGACUACAACACACACAUGGGAGGAGUGGACCUGCAUGACCAGUUUGUCAGCCGCUACAGAGUCAACAUCCGGUCCAAGAAGUGGUGGUGGCCAUGCUUCAGCUGGGCCCUGAACAGUGCCAUGGUGAACAGCUGGUGCUAUUACAGGUCCUGGAAAAGCGGGGAGAAGGAUCUCCUCUCCUUCCAGAGGCUGGUAGCCCAGACCCUCCUCCUGCGCCAUGGAACAAAGCCAAGUAGGCAGGGCAGAAGAUCUUCAAUGGCGGUGGCGAUAACUGAUGCCACCAGGUUUGAUAAUUUGAACCACUGGCCCUGCAACACUGGUAGCAGGUACAAGCGAUGCAAGAACUGCGGCGGACGCACAUCAUUUGCGUGUGGAAAGUGUGAUGUGCCACUACAUGUGGAGUGCUUCAAGAAGUACCACACUGAGUAGAACAUGCAUGAAAGAUGAUGGAAUGUAUGGGAAGAAAUAUGUUAUAUAUGUAUAUAUGUUUUUAGAGGU
Molecule: messenger RNA, 1480 nt
Organism: Maylandia zebra (zebra mbuna)
Lineage: Eukaryota; Metazoa; Chordata; Actinopteri; Cichliformes; Cichlidae
Source: RefSeq, a predicted model, not a curated record